Messenger RNA from Tupaia belangeri chinensis (Chinese tree shrew), 2515 nucleotides. RefSeq names its product solute carrier family 52 member 3 (gene SLC52A3). The record is from RefSeq and is a predicted model, not a curated record. Lineage: Eukaryota; Metazoa; Chordata; Mammalia; Scandentia; Tupaiidae. Gene Ontology annotation, cellular component: plasma membrane. Gene Ontology annotation, biological process: riboflavin transport. The transcript is spliced from 5 exons. Gene Ontology annotation, molecular function: riboflavin transmembrane transporter activity. Bases 32 to 1435 code for a protein of 467 amino acids.
UGGAGAACUGGACCAGCAGGCAGUCACCGCCAUGACCUUCCUGAUACACCUGCUGGUCUGCACCUUUGGGAUGGGCUCCUGGGUGGCCAUCAAUGGACUCUGGGUAGAGCUGCCCCUGCUGGUGACAGAGCUGCCUGAGGGUUGGUACCUGCCCUCCUACCUCACCGUGAUCAUCCAGCUAGCCAACGUCGGCCCCCUGCUGGUCACCCUGCUCCACCACUUCCGGCCUGGCUGCCUCUCCGAGGUGCCCAUCAUCUUCACAGUGCUGGGUGUGGGCACCAUUGCCUGCACCCUCUUUGCCUUCCUCUGGAACAUGACCUCCUGGGUGCUGGGUGGCCACCACAGCAUUGCCUUCAUGGUCCUCACCUUCUUCCUGGCCCUGGUGGACUGCACCUCCUCCGUCACCUUCCUGCCCUUCAUGAGCCGGCUGCCUACACACUAUCUCACCACCUUUUUUGUGGGUGAAGGACUCAGCGGCCUCCUGCCUGCCCUUGUGGCUCUCGCGCAGGGCUCAGGUCUCACCACCUGCAUCAACGUCACUGAGACCUCAGACACCACCUCAAGCCCUAUGUCCACCAGGAAGGUCCACAUCACACAGAGAGCUAAUGGCACACUGGUGUCCAGUCUGCUUGGGACGGCCACCUUCAGGGCCCACCUGGAAAGCCGCUACCUGCCCGCUCACUUCUCGCCCCUCGUCUUCUUCCUCCUGCUCUCCUUCAUGAUGGCCUGCUGCCUCGUCGCUUUCUUCCUCCUCCAGCGCCAGCCCAGGUGCUGGGAGGCCUCUGUGGAAGACCUCCUCAACUCCCAGAUCACCCUCCACUCCAUCCGGCCACGGGAAGAGAAGGACUUGGGCCUCUCAGUGGAUAGCAGCCAGGGCCAGGGGCACCUGGAGGAGAAGGCGGCCCCCCGCCACCCGGCUCGCCUGGUCUUCAUCUACACGCUGGUGGCCUUUGUGAACGCGCUCACCAAUGGCGUGCUGCCCUCCGUGCAGACCUACUCCUGCCUGUCCUACGGGCCCGUUGCCUACCACCUGUCCGCCACCCUCAGCUCCAUGGCCAACCCUCUCGCCUGCUUCCUUUCCAUGUUCCUGCCUAACAGGUCUCUGCCGUUCCUGGGGAUCCUCGCAGUGCUUGGGACCGGCUUUGGGGCCUACAACAUGGCCAUGGCUGUGAUGAGCCCCUGCCCCCUCAUGCAGGGCCACUGGGGUGGGGAAGUCCUCAUUGUGGCCUCCUGGGUGCUGUUCAUUGGCUGCCUGAGCUACGUCAAGGUGAUGCUGGGCGUCAUCCUGCGCGAUCGGAGCCGCAGCGCCCUCCUGUGGUGCGGCGCGGCGGUGCAGCUGGGCUCGCUGCUCGGAGCGCUGCUCAUGUUCCCGCUGGUCAACGUGUGGAGGCUCUUCUCGUCUGCCGACUUCUGCAACCUGCAUUGCUCCGCCUAGGCCGGCUGGCAGGGACCAACGCCAGGCGCCAGCCAUGCCCCCUGCACCAACAACCGGAAACGGCGGCCCAGGGAGGCAAGGGGCGUGCUCAUGGUCACAGAGCAGAAGGUGCAAAGGGUGGCUGAGCACCGAGGGCUGCAACUUUGAAAGCAAACGUGCGUUUGGGACGGUGGGGAUUGUAGUGGGCCUCCCGUGGGACCUGGCAAGGCAAGGUGCAGCCCUGCCCCCACUCUGUCCCAUUGCCUCUGAUUCCACCCAUCGGAUCCUUCCUGGGACCCUUGAGAGAGAACUUACCUACAGUACCCAGCUGCAGGCAGGCCUGUGGGUGUUUGAAGAGAAACAGCUGGGAGGGUGAGCUGUCCCUGGCAGGCUGUGUGACCCUGGGGAGUCAUUUCAUUUCUCUGUGCCUCUGUUUUCUCAUCUAUGAAAGGGGGAUUGUAAAAAAAAUAUCACCUACCUCAUAGGCUCGGCCCAGAGGAAAAAAGGGAGAGGCUUUCAGAAUGCAGCCAGCCCUCCUGGGCCAUCUUCUAACCCGACACGCACAGUGACGACAGGAGUGGCAACUGACAACACUGCAGUGGUCAGGGGGCUGAGAGACGGCCUUUGACCUCUCUCUGUUGUCCUUGUCCUUACAGAGGGGGCUUCUACAAAAGAGAUGGCCAGUGGUAGAAUCUUGGGCAUCUUAGUGUCUUGAUUUCUGUAUAGGGGAGGGACAUUGUAAACCCGACACACCCCUUCCUAUCACUCUGCCAGGCCCGGGGAGCCAUGCUCUUUGGAGAGGAAGUGCCUUCCUGGGAGGCAGAGAGAUGAUGAGUCGAUGAGUCCGGAGCCAUACCCCUUGAGGGGCCCAGCUGGCAUGUCAAGACAGGUAGGAGGGGAGGAGGUGAAGUAGCAGAAAGGACUUCCCAGGCGGCAGAAACGGCACUUGCUAAGCCUCUGAACAGUGGCCUCCCCCACCAGGCAAGAGAGACCGGACACUGAGGACCCUGGGAACUGCUUCCCUUAACUAGAAUGGGCAGAGGUGAUUGUUACUUUCUUUUAUUCCUUGUUUUUCUUUUUUUUUUAAAUAAAGACAUUCCU